AAAAGGGUUGAUAUUUGAUCCCAUUUUCUUUCAGAGUCCGACAGUUUCUUUCCCGUUCCUUCAGAUGUUUAUCACAUAGCUUAGUGUCUCUCUAACAUGACAGGGCGUGUGUGUUCGUGCGCGUGUGCGUGCGUGUGUGUGAUGACGUAGAAGCUGCUGAAUCUGGUUUGGCAAGAUUUCUGGAAAAGGGCGAGCAAGAACAGACAAUCCCUGAAAGACGGAAAAGAGCGAAAUAGUUUCGCAUCCUAACUUGAGCUGUUGUAAAUUGACACUUUCUCCUUUGUUUUAGGGAAUUACGUAUCAGAUUUUAAGGAAGGUUUUCAGCACCAGUCGCAGGCUUGCAAACAGGUUGUCUGUUUUUGAGAAACAAGAAACCGAAGCCGUGUCUUCUGAACAUGCACGUCUUCCUUGUUGAUUUCUGAGUCGGUAUGAAGAACUUCAUGCGAGUCUGUGCCUGCUGGACUUAUGUGUUGCACUCUGACGUUACACUGAGUGAGGAGGAGCACUCUCUCCCUUUUCUUCUUUUUUUUCUUUUUCUUUUUUUUUUUUUAUAAGCAAGACAAGUUGAGGCCGCGGGGAUGAACUGGUCGGGACUUGAAAGCCUGUUGAGUGGAGUCAAUAAGUACUCCACCGCGUUUGGAAAGAUUUGGCUGUCCAUGGUGUUCGUCUUCCGUGUGCUAGUAUUUGUGGUGGCAGCACAAAGAGUUUGGGGCGAUGACAGCAAAGACUUUGUGUGCAAUACACGGCAGCCGGGCUGCACCAACGUGUGCUACGACCACAUCUUCCCCAUCUCCCACAUCCGUCUGUGGGCACUGCAGCUGAUCUUUGUCACCUGCCCAUCUCUCAUGGUGGUGGCUCAUGUCAGAUUCCGUGAAGAAAAGGACAAGAAGUAUGUGGAGUUACACCAAGGCUCUCACCUGUACGCCAACCCUGGCAAGAAGAGAGGAGGCCUGUGGUGGACCUAUCUAAUUAGUUUGGUCUUCAAAGCUGGAUUCGACAUCUCAUUCCUCUACAUUCUGCAUCGGGUUUACCAUGGAUAUGACCUGCCAAAGUUAUCCAAGUGUUCACUGCUUCCGUGCCCGAACACCGUGGACUGCUUCAUUAGCCGUCCGACUGAGAAAAAGAUCUUCAUGUUGUUUAUGGUCACCUCCAGUGCACUGUGCAUCUUCAUGUGCAUUUGUGAGAUGGUUUAUCUCAUUGGUAAGCGCUUUGUCAAAAGAUUCCAGGUCCGACACGAGAACGAGAGGAUAAUGUUCGCUGAUCAGCAUGAGCUCACCAACAUGGCCCCACCCAGGUCGCUGUACAGGAAGACUGAUCCAACACUGGCUGAGAGCCAGAUAAGUUUAAAUAAGAAAGCGAAGACCAGAGAUAUGGGUGCGACGACAACGCUUUAGACAUCCGUUCAAGAUGGAUUAAUUCAUUAUCUGAUUGAAAAAAAAAAUCUCUACACCAUCAAAUGAUGGAUAUAA
Hippocampus comes (tiger tail seahorse) is the source of this 1469-nucleotide messenger RNA. RefSeq names its product gap junction protein beta 9a (gene gjb9a). The coding region runs from base 579 to 1394 and encodes 271 amino acids. Gene Ontology annotation, biological process: cell-cell signaling. Gene Ontology annotation, molecular function: gap junction channel activity. Gene Ontology annotation, cellular component: connexin complex. The record is from RefSeq and is a predicted model, not a curated record. NCBI's taxonomy places the organism in Eukaryota, Metazoa, Chordata, Actinopteri, Syngnathiformes, Syngnathidae. The transcript has 6 exons.